Molecule: messenger RNA, 3983 nt
Organism: Neofelis nebulosa (Clouded leopard)
Lineage: Eukaryota; Metazoa; Chordata; Mammalia; Carnivora; Felidae
Gene: CAMK2G
Product: calcium/calmodulin dependent protein kinase II gamma
Exons: 24
Coding region: 87-1946 (619 amino acids)
Biological process (GO): protein phosphorylation
Cellular component (GO): cytoplasm; neuron projection
Molecular function (GO): calmodulin binding; calcium/calmodulin-dependent protein kinase activity; ATP binding
Source: RefSeq, a predicted model, not a curated record
GGCCCAGCUGAAGGGCAUCAGAUCGGAGGGCAUGGUACUGUUUCAGAAGAACGGCAGCAGAGUUCCAGGCCAGGCAGGGCCGGCCCAUGAUGUCGGUGUUGGCCUUCCCUCGCCGGGCGGCGGUGACUGUGCACCGACGUCGGCGCGGGCUGCACCGCCGCGUCCGCCCGCCCGCCAGCAUGGCCACCACAGCCACCUGCACCCGCUUCACCGACGACUACCAGCUCUUCGAGGAGCUCGGCAAGGGUGCUUUCUCUGUGGUCCGCAGGUGUGUGAAGAAAACCUCCACGCAAGAGUAUGCAGCAAAAAUCAUCAAUACCAAGAAGUUAUCUGCCCGGGAUCACCAAAAACUAGAACGUGAGGCCCGGAUAUGCCGACUUUUGAAACAUCCAAACAUUGUGCGCCUCCAUGACAGUAUUUCUGAAGAAGGGUUUCACUACCUCGUGUUUGACCUUGUUACCGGCGGGGAGCUGUUUGAAGACAUCGUGGCCAGAGAGUACUACAGUGAAGCUGAUGCCAGCCACUGUAUACAUCAGAUCCUGGAGAGUGUUAACCACAUCCACCAGCAUGACAUCGUCCACCGGGACCUGAAGCCUGAAAACCUGCUGCUGGCGAGUAAAUGCAAGGGUGCCGCCGUCAAGCUGGCUGAUUUUGGCCUAGCCAUUGAAGUACAGGGAGAGCAGCAGGCUUGGUUUGGUUUUGCUGGCACCCCGGGUUACUUGUCCCCUGAGGUCUUGAGGAAAGAUCCCUAUGGAAAACCUGUGGAUAUCUGGGCCUGCGGGGUCAUCCUGUAUAUCCUCCUGGUGGGAUACCCUCCCUUCUGGGAUGAGGAUCAGCACAAGUUGUAUCAGCAGAUCAAGGCUGGGGCCUAUGAUUUCCCAUCACCAGAGUGGGACACGGUGACUCCUGAAGCCAAGAACUUAAUCAACCAGAUGCUGACCAUAAACCCUGCGAAGCGCAUCACAGCUGACCAGGCUCUCAAGCAUCCAUGGGUCUGCCAACGAUCCACGGUGGCGUCCAUGAUGCAUCGUCAAGAGACUGUGGAGUGCUUGCGCAAGUUCAAUGCACGGAGAAAACUGAAGGGUGCCAUCCUCACGACCAUGCUUGUCUCCAGAAACUUCUCAGUUGGCAGGCAGAGCUCCGCCCCCGCCUCGCCUGCCGCGAGCGCCGCCGGCCUGGCCGGGCAAGCUGCCAAAAGCCUACUGAACAAGAAGUCGGACGGUGGUGUCAAGAAAAGGAAGUCGAGUUCCAGCGUGCACCUAAUGCCACAGAGCAACAACAAAAACAGUCUCGUAAGCCCAGCCCAAGAGCCCGCGCCCUUGCAGACGGCCAUGGAGCCACAAACCACCGUGGUGCACAAUGCUACAGAUGGGAUCAAGGGCUCCACAGAGAGCUGCAACACCACCACAGAAGAUGAAGACCUCAAAGCUGCCCCGCUCCGCACUGGGAAUGGCAGCUCGGUGCCUGAAGGACGGAGCUCCCGGGACAGAACAGCCCCCUCUGCAGGCAUGCAGCCCCAGCCUUCUCUCUGCUCCUCAGCCAUGCGGAAACAGGAGAUCAUUAAGAUCACAGAACAACUGAUUGAGGCCAUCAACAAUGGGGACUUUGAAGCCUACACGAAGAUUUGCGAUCCAGGCCUCACUUCCUUUGAACCCGAGGCCCUUGGUAACCUCGUGGAGGGGAUGGAUUUCCAUAAGUUUUACUUUGAGAAUCUUCUAUCCAAGAACAGCAAGCCCAUCCACACCACCAUCCUGAACCCGCACGUCCACGUGAUUGGGGAGGACGCAGCUUGCAUCGCCUACAUCCGCCUCACCCAGUACAUCGAUGGGCAGGGUCGGCCUCGCACCAGCCAGUCGGAGGAGACCCGGGUCUGGCACCGCCGGGAUGGCAAGUGGCUCAAUGUCCACUAUCACUGCUCAGGAGCCCCUGCUGCACCGCUGCAGUGAGCUCAGCCACAGGGGCAUUAGGAGAUCCCAGCCGGAGGUCAAACCUUCGCAGCCAGUGGCUCUGGAGGGCCUGAGUGACAGCGGCAGUCCUGUUCGUUUGAGGUUUAAAACAAUUAAAUUACAAAGCGGCAGCAGCCAAUGCACGCCCCUGCAUGCAGCCCUCCCGCCCGCCCUUCGUGUCUGUCUCUGCUGUACCGAGGUGUUUUUUACAUUUAAGAAAAAAAAAGAAAAAAAGAUUGUUUAAAAAAAAAAUGGAAUCCAUACCAUGAUGCGUUUUAAAACCACCGAUAGCCCUUGGGCUGGCAAGAAGGCAGGAGUUUGUGUGACACCCGUCCUGGCAUGAGCAGCCGGCUCACCCACCAGCCCUGAAGAGGUGAGCUCGGCCUCUGGCCUCCGUGGACUCAGGGGACCAGGCAAGAACUCUGACAGAGCUUUAGGGGCUGUGAUGUGAUUGCAGCCCCUGAGGUGGCCUGCCUGCCCCAGGUCUAGGAAUGGACUUCUUCUGAACUUGCAUAGCGCCUAGAAUGAGGCUGAUGAGAACAUCGUGGCCAUCAGACCUACUUGUGAGAGAACACAGAGCUCCCAGCCUGCUGUGGAGGCAGCUGAGAAGCAGUGGCCUCGGGACUGAGGGCCUGGACGUUGCUGUACUGUUCCAUUUAGUGUAGAAAGGAAGAGAAUUGGUGCUGCAGAAGUGUGUCCGCCACAAAGCUGUUGAGAAACCUCGUGUUAGUCUGACAUGUACUCACUUACUCAUCCAUUUCUAUAGGAUGCACAAUGCACGUGGGCCCUGAUACUGAGGCCCAAUACCUGCAGCUGGGAAAGGGGAGGAGUUGCUGCUUUGCUUUGUGUUUGUUUUCUUAUAACUUAGCAAGGAGAGAGCCAGGCCCUGGUCAGGGCUCCCCUUGCUGCCUUUGGCAGUUCUGUUUCUGUGCUGAUUUGGACCAUCUUUGUCUUGACUUUUCAUUGUGGUGGUCCCCGUGCUGACCCUCAUCUGGGCCUGGGCCCUCUGCCAAGUGCCCCUGUGGGAUGGGAGGAGUGAGGCAGCGGGAUUGAGUUGAUGGUUGUUUCUAUGCAUUCAGGCUGCCCUCAGGACUGCCUCCCUUCUUACUCUUCCCUUGCUGCACGCCCAUCUCUUUACCUGUCUUUGAGAUUGACCUGACUGCUCUGGCAAGAAGAGAUGUUCUCUUUAAAGAGGCCUCUCUACUGACCAACUGAAGUAUAUGACUUACUGCUGGACAAUCUGCAUGGGCAUCACCCCCCCUCACCUGCAUGUACCCAAAAGAGGUGUCCAGAGCCAAGGCUCCUACAUUCAUUGUCCCUCUCUGUGCUCAAGGAGUUCCAUUCCAGGAAGGAAAGAUCUAUACCCUAAGCAGAUAGCAGAGAAGAUAAUGGAGGAGCAACUGGUCAUGGCCUUGGUUUCCCCCAGAACAACUAUGCAGACUUAUCUGCACAAAUAUCUGCACUAUUGGGGGAAAGGUGGGUAAAUCCCAGCUUCCUGAACUAUCUUCAGGAGGCACAGGAGCUGGGAGAAGAGGCAGAGCUACAGGUUUACCUUGGAGCCAGCUGAGAAGAGAGCAGACUCACAGGUGCUGGUGCUUGGGUUUAGCCAGGCUCCUCUGAGCACCUCAUGCAUGCCUCAGCCCCUGGGCCCCAGCCCUUUCUUGCCCUGCAGCCUGCAGUACCAGCACGCAGACGCCUUCACCACAGGGUUUGGUUUUGCUGGCUUGAAGACAAAUGGUCUUAGAGUUCAUUAAGACCCAUAGCUUCAUAUGGCUGCUCCAGCCCCACUUCUUAGCAUUCUUAUUCCUCUUCUGGGGCUAAUGUCAGCAUCUAUAGACAAUAGACUAUAAAAAAAAAAAAAAAAAAUCACCUUUUAAACAGGAAAUGGAAGGCAUUUGAUGCAGAAUUUUUGCAUGAUGACAUAGAAAUAAUUUAAAAAUAGUUAGUGUUUGUUCUGAAUGUUGGUAGACCCUUCAUAGCUUUGUUACAAUGAAACCUUGAACUGAAGAUAUUUAAUAAAAUAACCUUUAAACAGUC